UCUGCAGAUUGUUAGCAGGUUAGCAUAGUGUACUUCUGUUUAAGCAGAUCACAGAAGAAAAAUAGGAUUGAAAGUUUACUUACAAUGUUUUGUUAGGCUAAGAAAAAUGUAGAAUAUUCUUGCUAACCGCACAUCAAUGCAGUAUCCACAGUUUCAGUGCAUUCUGGAUUUAAUUUAAAAUGUCAGGGAUCUUGGAUCAGAGAAUUCUGUUGCUUUUGUUUUCUAUAAUUUCAUUUUCAGCAAGUGUGCAGAGUACAAAGGUACUUUCGGAAUGGAAGAAAUGUGGUGAUCCGGAAUGUGAGAAGGCAAUGAGUCGAGUUCAAGCUACUACUGACUACUUAGGGCCUGACUGCCGGUAUCUCAACUUCAAAACAGGGGAGGAGAUCAUGGUAUACUCCAAACUUUCAAGGGAAAAUGAAAACUUGUGGGCAGGAAGUAAAGGAAAGGAUUUUGGAUAUUUCCCAAGAGAUGCUGUGAAGUUUGAGGAAGUUUUAAUUGAAGAAGAAGUUGAAGUGCUCACUAAGGAAACUGAUUUCCUUUGUCUUCAUGAGGAUAAGUACACUUUUGAAAAUGAAGAUAACACAUUAUAUGGUCAUAACAAAGAAAGUGAAUAUUCAUUGUCUGAUACAGAAAAAAAGCUGCAUGAAAAUGAACUCUUAAAAUAUACAAGAGACUCCAUACAAAAUGAAGAAAGACCUGAAUCAGUUUCUGAAAAUGACUCAGAGGAAUCUCACACUCAGGAGUCUGUAAACAAAAAGUUGGUUAGAAAAGAUGAUACUGAAGAGCCACAAAUGCAAAACAGUCUCCCACUAGAACCUGCUCAAACUCAGUCCAGUUGGAUUUCAGGAUGGUUCGCCACAGAAAGUGAAAAUGAUGAAGAGCUCUUAAAAGGCGUUACUGAAUCUUCUGAAGAAAAUGAACACCAAGACAAAAAAGUAGAGGUAACAGCUGAAAAUGACUUACAGGAGCCAAAUGAUAAGGAGGAACAAGAACCCUCAGCAUCUGGUUGGUUUCAAGGUGGACUGACRAACUUUCUGUAUUUUGGUGAAAAGAAUGAAGAGGUUGAUUUGGCAACAGAAAAWAUUGAUCCACAAAUCCAUGAUGUUUCUGGUGUGCCAGAGCAUUCUAAUAUGGAACAGGAAACAACAGUCACCGGGAUGUUGCCAGAAGGAGAAAAAAGUGAAAGCCAAGAAUCUGAAUCAAAUUGGUUUAAUUUGGGUUUAAGUGAUGUUCUUAAUUUUGGCCAUGCUGAGGAAGCUACAAUUGCUACAGAGGACCAGAAAAGCAGAGAAACAAAGGAUCAAGCAAAUAAGCAUGARGAAGAGCAGAGUUUAGACCAGAAAGAAUUACAUAUGGACAAAGAAACAAAGGAAACAGUUAAGGURGUGAAAGAUGAAGAAGAGAAUUAUGCACAAGAAAUAAGAGAUUCAAACACUAACAGGACAAAUCCUGGGGAGAUGCCAGCAAGUGUACAAACUCUAAAUGACACCAAAAACACCUCAAGUAGCACAGAAUCAUCUUUUGAUAUACUGACAUGUGACAAAGAGAUUGAACCUCACAGUUCAGAAGAAGACUUGGUAUCAGAAAGCCAACUGCUGGAAAACAUUGAAGCUGGAAAGAAAAAUCAGGAGUCAGAAAGCAGACGUGGUCAGUCAGGAGUACGCAGAAGAAAGCUACUAGAAGAAACACCAGAGAAGGACUAUGAAAUGAAUGUAGCUGUAGACAGUGGACACGACAGUGACCAAGAUUCAAAAGCAACCACCAUUGCUUCAGUAACUUCAGAAAUAAGAAUGGACAGUUCAGUAGCUGACUCAGAAUUUGAUGUUGAAACGUCCUUCUCUGAUGCCAUACAGAACUAUGUUCCAAAUAAUGAAGAAGGCUGGAUAAAUCAGAUACUUCUGUGCUUGAAUGAUCUCGAGAUCAGAGAAACAGUAAAAUUUGCACUGUCAGCAGUGAUGAGUAUCAUGAAAAAGGCUGUGGCUUCCCUGCCUGAAGAUAUGAGACCUGGCCCUGAUCUGUAUGGAUUCCCAUGGGAAAUAGUGAUUUGUGCUGGCAUUGUUGGAGCCUUGACAAUUCUGUUGUUCCUGUACAGAAGUUAUCAAUCAGUUAGAAGUCGACUUUAUGUAGGAAGGGAAAAACAGCUUGCCAAUAAAAUUGCUGAACUAGUUGAAGAAAAAUGCAAAAUUCUUGAAAAACUCAGCCUCUGCAAAAAAGAGUUUGAAGAUCUACAGCUGUCUCUGAAGGAYGGUAACAUUAUGAAAGAAUCAACAGACACAUCUUUUUUUGAGGAAAUGCAUGAAAAACUGAACAAGUCAAACUUGGAGCUCAACCAGGAAAUAGAGGAUCUAGAAAAAGAACUGGAAGAAGAAAAAUCUAAGCAGUCAGAAAAYGAUACCUUGGUGGCUGAAAUUCAGGAGAAAGUGGAAUCUUUAGAGAAUGAAGAAAAAUCUAUCCAGUCACAAAUUGAUGAGGCCAAGUCCACCCUAAAAGUAUAUCAAAUUAAUACUGAGAGACUCAAGACAUCUGUUCAAGAUGCAGUAGAUGAAAACAGCCAUCUCCAGGAAAGUGAGAAACAGCUUUUACAAGAAGCUGAAGGAUGGGGUGAACGAUUUAGUGAACUAAAUGAACAAACAAAGAUGUUUGAAUCAUCUAAAGCAGAUGUAGAAGAAGUUUUGAAAAAUAAAGAGAGCCAAAUCAAGUCACUGACACAGUAUAUCCUGAGCAUGAAAGACUGGAGUUCGGCCAUACGAGAAGAUGGUGAUGCUGAAGACAGUCACUGGGACACGGAUAUAAAGGGUGAAACAGAGAACGGAGAGCACUUAGAUGAUGAGCAAAAACGAACUGUAAAGAAAUUGAUCUAUGCUGCAAAGCUAAAUGCUUGUUUAAAGACUAUGGAAGCAGAAAGAGACCAAAUGUAUUCAAAACUGUCUGAUGAAAAUAAGGCUAAAGGAGAACUUACAGAACGCAUAGAAAGCCUUCAAAGUCAACAAGCUUCCUUGCAGUCUGAAAAUGAACACCUUGAAAGUGAAGUUCAAAAGCUUCAGCAGAAACUUAAAGUGAUGACUGAGCUUUAUCAAGAAAAUGAAAUGAAACUACACAGGAAGCUGACAGUAGAAGAGAGGGAACGUCUACAGAAGGAAGAAAAGCUUUCUAAAGUAGAUGAAAAAAUUAUUCAUGCUGCUGAAGAACUUAACAGCUACAGAGAGCGAGCAAAGGAUCUYGAAGAAGAGCUAGAAAGAACCAUUCGUUCUUAUGAGAAUCAGAUUACUUCACAUGAGAAAAAAGCUCACGAUAAUUGGCUGACAGCCCGAGCAGCUGAAAGACACCUCAAUGAUAUAAAGAAAGAAAAUGCACAUAACAGACAAAAAUUAACUGAAGCAGAAUUCAAACUUGAACUUUUAGAAAAAGACCCUUAUGCUCUUGAUAUUCCAAUGAGACCAUUUGGCAGAGAGCAUUCCCCAUAUGGACCCUCACCAAUGGGCCGGCCUUCAUCUGAAACAAGAGCUUUUCUUUCCCCUCCAACUUUAUUGGAGGGUCCUUUAAGGCUUUCACCUAUGCUUCCAGGUGGAGGAGGAGGAAGAGGAUCCAGAGGACCACCUGCCAUGUACGAAGCUGGCAGUGAAAGAGGAGAGCUGAAUUCUGAUAGAUUAACUGAUCCCCACAGACCACCAUCAGAUACUGGAUCCCUCUCUCCUCCUUGGGAACGAGAACGCAGGAUAAUUCUGCCUCCACCAGGUGAGCCUUAUGCUGAUCCAGUUCUUCCUCCUCGAAGACAAGAAAGAUUUUUCCCUAAUCCUCCGAAUACUGGAAGACUUUCUGGACCAGCAGAACUACGAACUUACAAUGUGCAGUCUUUUGAUAAAACAGAUGGACAGACAUCUUCAGAACAUAGUCCAGGAACAGAACCAAGUGGAGAUGGGAUGAAGGAUCAUUCUAACCUUAGUAACUCGCUCCCUGAUCAGUCACUGGCACCUGAAAGUGAAGCUGUCAGUUCAGGGUUUGCACCCCCACCUUUCCCUCCAGUCAGACCUCCGCUGCUGCCUGUGGAUCCUAGAGCACCACCAGUACCUUUCAUGAGACGAGGACCUCCUUUUCCUCCCCCUCCUCCUGCUGGCAUGUACGGGCCACGGGAAUGCUUUCCAGUGCGAGACUUCGGGCCUCCACACCCUCCAYUGCCAAUAAGAAAUCCAUUUCCAAUGAGACCUUAUCCUCACUAUCCACCUCAACGCCCUGGAUUUUUGCCUCCACCACCUCCUCCUGAAAAUAGAGUUGAACCACCUCAGUCAAAUCCAUCAGCUGUAGAACAACCAGAACCACAGCAGGAGACUUGACAGUCAUUAUGGGAAUGUCCUGAACCAGUUCUAUGCUCUCCUACUGGCAUUUUUCCUUAUGUUAAGUAACCAUUGUUACUUAGGUCUAUACAAACUACUUUGCUCAAAUUGAAGCUUAAUAGAGAAUUCUCAGGAUAGUGUUUUGUAAAUAAAGAAUUAAAUAACUAUGAAUAUUGUGAAUAAGUGAUUUCCACUGUAUAAUAGUCAUUUUAAAUUAAGUAUUUCUAACUUGAGUAAUCUCUUCAGAGAUGUACAAAAUUAAAUCAAGUGAACCUUAUUGUAAAAGUCCAGCUGCUUUGUCCUGGUUUAGCUGUACAGGGAGCUUUCUGCAUGCCAAAAGUGAUGCUUGUUGCAUUAUGAAUAGGAUAUGAAAACAAAUGGAAACAGUUAAUAAAAACCUAUAAAAAAUGGAAGCAAUGUCACUGGUACCAUGGUAUAAUAGGAGGUGAAGAUGAAUAACCAUGAUCCUCCACUCGAGUCUCCUCUGUCAGUGACCUCAUAAGUGAUCUUGCAGCUUUCGAGUUCUGCCACGACACUGAGGGGGAAGGAGCAGCAGAAAAGCUGAGCAGCUCUCCCAUCCCUCUUCAAAAGCUGGAGUGGAGUAGUGCUCAUUGAAGAUGUGUACAGGGUAUUUUUCUGACCUGGGAGGAAGGAGUCAGAGCUAGGAGAUGCUCCAGCCCAGCCCAGCCCUUGCCUUUGAAGACUUAUGUCUGCAGCAAACUAAUAGGAGGGGUGUUUUUUAACUGUUCAACAUGAAUUCAGUUUAUUAGGCUUCAGAUUUUAACACCAGCAUUUGGAAAAUGCUGGCCAGGACAAAAGCAGAAUUUAAAAGUACAAGAAGAAAGUGGAAAACUUGCAGCAGCAGUAGGUUUGUGUCUGUAAGAGCRUUUGGUGUGUUACCUCACUCACCUCUUCAGGCAAGGUUCCCAUGUGCUGCUUCCCUGGCAGGAAUGGCUGUCCCAACAGGCACAGUGCAUGCACCUGCAGCCAGGGCAUGGGCUGGCCUGUGCCAGGCUGGAUCUGGAUAGACAAGCUCCACUUCUACUGACAACUGUAUAAUCUGAAGACUUCUGCAAGGAGCUGGUGGCUGUUCUGAUAGUUAGGCUUCARUCUGAAAACCAUGCAAGGACUCAGCGCAGUCAUUUGGUAAGGGACAGGCGAAGAUAAAUAAAGAAGCAAAGUGGUUUUAGCAAGCCCCGACUCACAGCAGCAGUUCAACCACCAGUCCCCAUUCUCUGCAUGCACACACACAACUCAGUUUCAGGCUUUCAUGUAAAUGCAGCUACCACACCCCAUAAUUAGAAGUUACCAAAAAAACCUCCAGCCCACUUUUUUUUUUUUUUUUGUAAUUGCUUAGCUUGAGUUUGCCAAGGGAGCAUUUUCUCUUGGAGCUCAGUAUUCCUGCUCCUACCAUUAUUCCCACAUUGACUCCUUUCAGCUGUAGAACUCUUCCACGGCUCAUUCCUGUAACUUAUCUUUUCUGCUUCUAGUUUAGCCCUCAAAGCAUUUAGAUAAGCCAUUGUACUCCAGCAAUUCAAUGACAGAUUCUGGCAACAGACAUUUUAAAGCAUCAUCCAUGUUAAAUUAACUAUGUCRUAUAAUAUGGCUGUUGCAUCACUUUUAGCCAAUUAGUUGUUGCUGUGAGUUUGCCUGAGAGACUUCACUAGGAUUCUCAAUGGAAUGACUGGGUUUUGCCCUUACCCUUGUCAUCAGCCCUAGGAACAACCAGAACUGCCAAAUAUAACCCUGUCCCUGCACAGAGAAUUGGGAUAGCACAGAAAUCCUGGGCUGACAACACUGCCAUAAACCUUUUUCAUUCCUUGCCCAACUCACCUCAGAGACUGCAAAAACUAUUUACAAAUGUAUUUUAGAUUUUCUGAGCAACCACAGUAUUUUCUCUUUGUGGGUUAAAUAUUUGUUCUAAGUUAAUGCUGAAAAAUUCCUCCCUCACCAAGAGUCUGUGCCCACAAUCAUACUGGAAAUACAAAGAAACAAAAGUAAAAUUCCUCUUGGGAUUAUACAAGUUCAAAAUAACAUCACAUAGUUUGUAAGGUCCCACUCCAAAUGCAAGUGAAUCUUAAUUUCCUAAAGAUUAGAGAUUGCUUCUGCUUGACUCCCUUCAUCGUGAUAUCGUUAAUACAGAUUACUGCUGAAAAUACAGGCAGAAAACAAACCCCAUUGUUCCUAAGACAGGAGAACACUGAGGGAUGCAUUUCUCCAACACUGUUUUCACCACACACUCCUGCUUUACUGGACUCCCUGUAACUGCCAAGAUAGAAAGAUUCGAGCCCUCUGUUUUAAGUACAUUGACUUCUUCCCUGAACACAAGCCAAACCCAGUGAAUAGACUUCAAACCCAGUGAGUAUGAAAAAAAUCAGACCUGAAGCACUAAAAAGGGACAGCCAUUGAUAAGAGCCAGCUCUGGCAGCAACUGCACUGAAUGAAAGGGCUGCCCAUCUCUACGUAGUAGAGUGGGCUGCUUCUCCUGCUCCUCAUCUUUCCAAGAUUAAAUUAAUUAAAGCAGAAAGCAGGUCAGACCAAACAGACUAGAAACACUUUCAUAUAACAGAAAGGCAAACACGUUACUUCCCAAUUCUGUUUAGUAAGGCAGUUACCCAUAAAAUGCAGGAACUUGCAGAGAGAACAUUACCAUUCUGCAACUGUUUAAACCAGAGGAUGCAGAAUUUGCUUCAUUUGUUUCCGGCUUUUUCUGUGACUUCCUGACAUCUUGAGCCCUUCAUGACCAAACUUCAGGUUCAGAUGCUGAAAAGCAUUCAUCAUCAGAUUUAACUGCUACAUAAACCUCCUCUUGAGGCYGAACCCUGAAAGGCACCAAGACAAGUCCCAGUAUUUCAGUUUACUGGAACAUGAAAAACUAAUUUGAUUUACCUUAUCUUUGUUACCCACGGUAUCUCUUCAGUGUGUUGGCAAAUGACAUUGCUUACUAAAUGUGGAAGCUCUAGGAAACUGCUUGAAGAACAAGCAGUGCAAUUCUCCUGCCUGGCAGCAGUUUGGGCUAUGGUAACAUGAAGAUGAGCAGCUCGAAUGAAGUCCGUGCUUAGCACGCACACACUGACCAGCCACUCUGACAAGCCUCACAGCACAGUCAGCCACUGAAGGGCAGCUCCUCGACAGCUGACCAGACAUCKGCAGUUUUCAUUCAGAAGGCACAGCUGUGUACUCUGAGUACAGAUAAAACGUCAAACUGAAGCAUUGCAGGUAUUCAUAAUCUAUUUAAUAGUGGGACACCAAAGAAGUACUACACAUUUUUUUGAGCACAUUAGGUUUUGAUUUAAGCAAUUGCAAUUGAUGCAGUAAUUUUUCAAAAAUAGUYUUCUAUAUUCUACAAUCCACAGUUUACUGUAUCAGUCUAAUAGGUCAUAUAAUGAAAUACUGUUUGUGCUAACUGGUCUGAUCUUUAGCAAAGCAUUGUUUCCAUUCCUCCACCACCCCAAAAAUGUUGACAAAAUUCAGCCAAAUUAAAAAAAAAAAAAAAUCCGUGUGACUUAUUUUAGAUUUUUCUGCUGACCUAAACACAAUGGGAGCUACUA
This is a messenger RNA of Malurus melanocephalus (red-backed fairy wren), 7882 nucleotides long. It is a transcript of the gene MIA2, whose product is annotated as MIA SH3 domain ER export factor 2. The record is from RefSeq and is a predicted model, not a curated record. The transcript is spliced from 29 exons. Lineage: Eukaryota; Metazoa; Chordata; Aves; Passeriformes; Maluridae. Gene Ontology annotation, cellular component: endoplasmic reticulum exit site; endoplasmic reticulum membrane. Gene Ontology annotation, molecular function: protein binding. Bases 180 to 4331 code for a protein of 1383 amino acids. Gene Ontology annotation, biological process: endoplasmic reticulum to Golgi vesicle-mediated transport; vesicle cargo loading; protein secretion.